Molecule: messenger RNA, 4279 nt
Organism: Glycine soja
Lineage: Eukaryota; Viridiplantae; Streptophyta; Magnoliopsida; Fabales; Fabaceae
Product: kinesin-like protein KIN-7O
Exons: 33
Coding region: 58-3996 (1312 amino acids)
Biological process (GO): microtubule-based movement
Molecular function (GO): microtubule binding; microtubule motor activity; ATP binding
Source: RefSeq, a predicted model, not a curated record
AGUGUUGCAGAGACGAAAGGAAGUGGUGUUGUGAUUCUGAUUGCGAUUCCGAUUCCGAUGGAGAGGAUUCACGUCAGCGUUCGUGCAAAGCCUCUCUCCCAGGAUGAGGCAAAAACCAGCCCCUGGAGAAUCUCCGGCAACUCCAUUUCCAUUCCUAACCUCUCCAAGUUCGAAUUCGAUCAAAUAUUCAGCGAGAAUUGUGCCACCGCGCAAGUCUUCGAAGCUCGCACCAAGGAUAUUGUGGAAGCCGCAGUUCGCGGAUUCAACGGAACUGUUUUCGCUUACGGCCAAACUAAUAGUGGGAAGACUUACACGAUGCGAGGCACGAAAGCGGAGCCUGGAGUCAUUCCUCUCGCCGUCCACGAUUUGUUUCAAAUUAUUCAACAAGAUGUGGAUCGAGAAUUUCUUCUUAGAAUGUCAUACAUGGAGAUUUAUAAUGAAGAGAUAAAUGAUUUGUUGGCUCCUGAACAUCGAAAACUGCAGAUUCAUGAAAAUCUAGAGCGGGGGAUAUAUGUUGCGGGGUUGCGAGAAGAAAUUGUUGCCUCUCCUGAGCAAAUCCUUGAUCUCAUGGAGUUUGGAGAAUCUCAUAGACAUAUUGGAGAGACAAAUAUGAAUGUGUACAGUAGUAGGUCCCAUACUAUUUUCCGCAUGAUAAUUGAGAGUAGGGAUAGAAGUGAAGAUGGAGGAAGUGGCAGCUCUUGUGAUGCUGUCCGUGUAUCGGUGUUGAAUUUAGUGGAUCUUGCUGGUUCAGAGCGUGCUGCAAAAACUGGAGCAGAAGGUGUCCGACUCAAAGAAGGUUCUCACAUAAACAAGAGCUUAAUGACUUUGGGAACUGUGAUUAAAAAAUUGAGUGAAGGUGCUGAGAGUCAAGGGAGUCAUGUUCCAUAUCGAGAUAGCAAGCUGACUCGAAUUUUGCAACCUUCUCUCGGAGGAAAUGCCAGAACAGCUAUAAUAUGUAAUAUCACACUUGCACAGAUACAUACAGAUGAAACUAAAAGCAGCCUUCAAUUUGCAAGUAGAGCACUUCGUGUCACAAAUUGUGCUCAAGUGAAUGAGAUUUUGACAGAUGCUGCUUUAUUAAAGCGCCAAAAGAAAGAGAUUGAAGAUCUUCGUGCCAAAUUGAUGGGUUCUCAUUCAGAGCAUUUGGAACAGGAGAUUCUGAACCUUCGAAAUACAUUAUUACAGACUGAACUGGAAAGGGAACGCAUAGCUUUGGAAUUAGAGGAGGAAAAGAAAGCUCAAGUUGAAUGGGAAAAAAGAGUACAGGAACAAGCCAAGAAAAUCGAAAAUUUGAGUUCAAUGGUUUUGUUUUCAAACAGGGAUGAAAGUCGUGAGCAUAUUAAAAAGGACAAGAGGCGGGAUACAUGGUGUAUAGGAAAUCUUUCAGGGGAGCAUCUCAGAAAUGUAUACCCUGGCAUCCAACCUAGUGCUUCUACUAUAAAACCCAUAAGACCUAAACGAGACAUGGGACCACUUCUUCCUUUUGAGGAACUUGUAAAUGAAGAUGUUUCUGUGGAUGAGCCCUUCAAGCAAGAAGAAGAUAAUAAAGAUGAUACUAACAAGGAUUGUAAUCUACCAAACCCCUGUGCUUUAUUGCAUGUAACAAACAGGAAAAAGGCACCAUCGCUGAAGAAAAGAUUGUCCAUGGUUUGUGAUGAGGAGGACAACAAAUUUCUAGAAUUGCAGGCAGAAUAUGAGAGUUUGUUUCUAAAAUUUGAAACUCAGAGAACUAUAAGUGAGAUACAGAUUGAAUCAUUGAGAAAACAGCUAAUUGAGGAAACUUCUCUUCAAUGCCUUCAUUCUAAGGAAUCUAUCGACUCUUUAAAUUAUGCUCAUAGUGGUAGCUUGAAUGCUGAUAAAAAUGUGAAUUUUAGAGAGUCAGAUGCUAUUCUUGUUAUCAAGAGACUUCAAGAUCAGAUUAAGGUUUUGGAAAUGGAAAACUUGUCAAGCCAAAAAAGCUUGGAUAAUGUUGUUGGUCUGGCAACAAAGCAGAACAUAUGUGCUAGGGAGAAAUAUGAAGAGCUCUAUGAAGAGCUUAUAAGUGCACAGGAGACAGCUCGACUGGCUAAUGAACAACUUACUUCCACUGAAACUGCGAGCAACAUUAAUGAUGGAAAUUUUGACUUUGUGAUCAGUGUUUCCAUGGGAAUUGAAGAAAUUGUGUCUGAAAUUCAAAACUCAAAAGAUGCUGUUCAAAGUGUUAUGUUUAUGGUGGAUGACGCUAUUACAAAUUUCUCUGCUCUCUAUGAUAUGCUCCUUGUUUUGAAAACCUCAGUAUCUCAGGAUUCUGCAGAACAAAGUUUAGUCUUGAGUAAUUAUCAGAAGUUGAAUUCUUGCUUGAGAAAAAAAAUAUUUGAGCUUGAGAAUGAAAAGAUUCUUCUGGACAACCAAUUGGCUGAUCUUCAGAAGCAUCUUCAGGAGUCAAAACUAGAUUCUCAGAAUUCCCAAAAUUCUUUGAUGGAAAACUUAGAACAGCAUAAAUUUGAAAAUGCAGAGUUGAUUUCUUAUAUUCAAACUCUUGAAAAGGAUUUAUCAUGUUUGACAUCGUCUUCAGUGACCAAGGAUAGGGAAACUUUAAGAAAAGAUCUGGAGAAGACAAAAUCCAAGUUGAAAGAAACUGAGUCUAAGCUUAAGAUUACCAUACAAGAGAAAACAAAACUUGAGGGUGAGAAAGCCUAUGCUGAACGAGAGAUUAAACGGUUGCACGGUCAAAACUCUCUUCUUGAACGUGAUAUCAAUAAACGUGAUUCACUUGCAGGAAGAAGACGUGAUUCAAUUGUUGAAAGGGGUUCAAAGAUGUUUGAUCCUAAAAGACCAAAGGGUCUGGCAAUUUCUCUGGAACAAACAUUACAGGAAGAGCACAAAAAGCUGGAAGUUUUUGCAUUUGAAUCAGAAGCAAAAAUUGCUUCGUUGGAAGAAAAAAUUGCAGCUAUGUUGAUGGAGAAAGAAGAGGUGAUAUCUAUUAAUGAAGGUUUGAUGUCAGAACUCGAAGGCUUGACUGAAAAACUGAAUACAUCAACCUCUGAACUAUAUAAUUUGAUGGAGGAAAUUUCAGCUCUUAAACAAAGAUUGGAAGAAUCUGAUAUCAACCAAGAAAAAUUGAAAAGCUCUGUUAAAGUACUGAUGGAAGAAAAGGAGGAGUUGGCUAUGCAACUCACUGAUUCCCUUUUGGAAAUAGAGGAGGAAAGGGCAAUAUGGUCUGCCAAAGAGAAAGAUGCACUUCUAGCCAUAGAAGAACAAGCAAAGUCAAACAAUGUGCAAAUUACAUCAUUAUCAACAAAAUUAUUAGAAGUGAGGAAUGAAUUGGAAUCUUGUAGAGAAGAAUGCAAGACCCUACGUGAAAGAUUGACUAUUACAUAUGAAAAUGCACAUAUCAAGGAAAAUUCCAGGGAAAAGGUUUCAGAAUUGGACCACCUGGAAAAUCACCCUGAAACAACCAAUGCUGAGAGCAAACAAUCCCAAGAAAUGUCAAAAGCCAAUUCUGAGAUGCAAUCUUUGGAGCAUGAGCUGCAUGACAGUCCCAAGGAGGAGAAAGAAAAUGAACUUCGGAAGGAAAUACAUGUUCUUGAUAAAGGAGAUAAUCUAUCAAGCCCGAACGUGUUUCAGAACCUCAAGGACAAACAAUCUGUUGUGACAAAAGAAAGGGACAAAUUGAUGAUUGAGAUGGAAGAUCAACAUAAAAGAAUGGAAUUUCUGCAAAAGAAUUGCCAGGAUGAGUUAUCGAAGGCCAAAGUCCAUAUUGAGGAGCUGAAUUGGAAGCUUUCCGAUAUGGAGGCCAAAAUGCCCGUGGGUGGCCUAAAAAACAACAAAGAGAUGGCUAAGCUCAGAAUGAGACUCCGUGGAACACAAGCAAAGCUGGAUUCUUUCCGUUGUAGAUACAAGGAAGCAAUUGAUGAAUCAGUGUUAACGAAUAAGAAGUAUAAAGAUCAGUUGGCUUCAAAAGGAUUAGAAGUGCUUAACCUAAUGAAACAGCUAGCUGCUGCCAAAGGCCAAUAGGAAAUUUGCAUGGUUGUAUAUUAAAGGAUGUAAUCCCACAUCCUGAGUCAUGUCAUUUUUUUGUUUAUCAUUUAUAGAUGGGUCCAUCAUUCCAAGUGGUCUUAUUAAUGUGUAAAUCUUAUGCCAAUAGUGAAGCUUGAUAGAUGCAUGCUGCAAUUUUACUGCUCCCUUUUUUAAAUUUCUUUGUUUCCUGCACUUUCACUAUUGAAUCUUGCACCUACCAUUGUAUUUCGAAUUUCGAAAAGUUCAUUCUAAAAUGCAAAUUUACAUUCGUGAAAGCAAA